Molecule: messenger RNA, 1467 nt
Organism: Seminavis robusta
Lineage: Eukaryota; Bacillariophyta; Bacillariophyceae; Naviculales; Naviculaceae
Source: the annotation of a GenBank genome assembly
ACGCAUCGCCAUGCCCCUUUCACAUGGAUAAGAACCACCGGCAAUGUGCGCUGCACCCACCUUCCUAGCCCACAGUAUUGCGAUUGGCAGCAAUAGAAUAACUUAGCAUGCCACUAAUCGUAGAAAGAACAUUAGCCGACCAUGCCCCGAAAAAUCUUUGAUCUCUCCCGACUCCGUGGGCGUCAAACUCAGGAAAGCCAGACCCGAAACCCUCAUCCGCCCUCGGGAGAUACCGAAACAGAGACAACAGGGUCUCACGAUAUGCAGUUUGGGUCGCCAUCCCUUGAUUCCCACAACUCCUUAGGCUUGCCCGCUGAUUCCAAAACUUCGAAGAAGCUCGACCAAGAAAACCAGCCUGCCACAACUAAGGGCAACAGCAACAGUAACAACAAACCCAUUUCUGGGAUAAUGAAGAACAACCACCACACCAACAACAUUGGCGCCUUGACACCGAGAGUUAUUGAAAGCUACAAGGAACACCAUCCAUCACAGGUAGCUCUGCUCGAGCUUCAGUCCUCUGUGGACUUUCUGAACACGAAGCUGCAACAGAGCGAGUCACAAGUCAGAGCCCUCCAAGCUCAGAACAGUCAACUUCAGGGUCUCUUUGAAAGGAUUCUCAAGAAGGCACACGAGAUUCAGGAGGAGGCCGACGAUGACACAGACGACGAGACUGUUAACCUACUCAACAAGCUGAAUCUAAUCGAAGAUGGCAUCCCACUAUCCGAAGACGAGGUGGGACAUGGUAACCAUCACCAAAAUUCAAGCAUGUUUUCCCACGAAGAGGCCGCCGAAAGACUCGCAAACAAGUACAAAGAACAAGUCCAAGGACUUCUCAUGGAGAGAGGUGUCUUGCAAAGAAAUGUUCAGCAACUAAAAGUGCAAAACAGAGUCCAGGCAGAAACAAUGGCCUCGCUGGAAAAGCAGCUCUUCACCGAGAGACAACAGCAGAGGAGUUUCUUCGACGAUAAAAUCAUUCAGACUUCGUCCAGUAGGCUGUCCAACAAGUCCUCCAGCAGUAGAAGGUCCAUGACUUACCAGCAGCAAAUAAGCCGAGUGGACAAGAAGAAGAAACAGCAAGGUCAGCAAAACAAAAACCCUGCUACACCAGCUUCCAUACUACAGAGCAACAGCAGGGCCGCGACCAGCAACAUUAACGGCUCCUCAGCGGAAUCAAAACCUCCCCGGAUUCUUCCUCCACCUAUUGAGCGAUCGGCUUGGUGUGAGGGCCAGACAAAGAAGUUCAUGUUGUAAGCCGUUUCGUGGGCAGCGAUUGUUAUGCACAAGACACAUCAACACUCCAUCCGCUGUUUUCGACGUCGGUUGCCAUACUCCGAGAAGGUCAUAAUUUAUACAUGUUAAUACAGUGCGCUAUGUAAGAUCAGGUACGACAGGUAAACCCAUCAUUUGAAUGAUAAAUGUAUAUGCAAUGGUGCCAGUAGUAAUAGAUAGCUCAGCGCAUCCAGGAAG